Molecule: messenger RNA, 2940 nt
Organism: Megalops cyprinoides (Indo-Pacific tarpon)
Lineage: Eukaryota; Metazoa; Chordata; Actinopteri; Elopiformes; Megalopidae
Gene: chtf18
Product: CTF18, chromosome transmission fidelity factor 18 homolog (S. cerevisiae)
Exons: 22
Coding region: 1-2940 (979 amino acids)
Molecular function (GO): ATP hydrolysis activity; ATP binding
Source: RefSeq, a predicted model, not a curated record
AUGGACGAAUAUGAUGAAAUGUAUGGUAUUGAAGAUGACUUUGAACAGCAGUUUGCGGACGAGCUUGAGGUCAUGGCUGAGAUGGACUGCGAAUCCCCUCGUCAUACGAAAGUGUCCGACUUCAGGAGCAAGAAGCCACUGUCAUUUGAAGAUGCAAUCGCCUCUGGGGACAUUGUCCAAUGCAACAAGUCUGGUGCCAGACAUCCUGACUCUUCCGCUGCGAAGCCAGGCAGAUCGCUGCCUCACAGUCUCGAUGACAGCGAGUUCCCGGAACACCUGCUGGACAGCGAUAACUUUCAGAGUCCGAAGGCUAAGAGGCAGAGGCUUGAUGUGGCUAAAAAGCUGCAGUUCACUUCGUCAAAUGACAGAGACAACAUCACACCUCCCUCCUCCCCAGAGGACUACAGCAGAUCGAAGAGCAGCAGUCUCUCCCUUUUCCCUUCUCGAAGUGUGCCAACUGUGACUACCACUGCCUUGGAUAUUAGUGGACUGGGAGAAUUGCAGGAGUCUCCCAGGAGAAUUCCCACAGCAACAGGACAUGUGCUCCGCCGACCCCCUCCUACCGGAGAUUACAUCAGUGUCACAGACUCCUCGGGCAACAGGGUCUACUUGGCAAAAAGGGAGGAGAGCACUGUGAGGGCUGUGGAUAGCAGGGCUAUGCGGGACUCCCACUAUUCCCUGGGCCUGCUGUCUGUGCCCAUUGAGGUGCUGAGGGAGCAGGUGGCAGAGAGGCGUCAUCAGCAGUUGGUAGAGGAGUCCCAGAGGUUAACUGAGAUGCUCAACAGCCGAGUAGAUGAGGAAUUUGGGGAGAUGGACGGCAGAGAGCCGGAGGUAGAGGAGGAGGAGGCAGCAGACGAAGACCAGGACGGCACUGCCUCACGGCUCUGGGUUGACAGGUUCUCCCCUCAGCACUACACCGAGCUGCUCAGUGAUGAUUUCACCAACCGCUGCCUGCUGAAGUGGCUGAAGCUGUGGGACACUGUGGUGUUCGGUCGGGAGAAAUCCACGAAGAAGCCCAAGCACCCCCAGGUGGACAGCCGGUUAGCCCUCCAGCAAAAGGACCAGCAGAACUCGCGCUUCAAGACCAAGACCCAGAUCACUGAGGAGAUCCUGGAGGCCGAGCUGGAUCAGUACCAGAGACCAAAGUACAAGGUGGCGCUGCUGUCAGGACCACCAGGACUGGGGAAGACUACACUCGCACACGUUAUUGCAAGGCAUGCUGGAUAUAAUGUGGUGGAGAUGAAUGCCAGUGAUGACCGCAGUGCAGAGCUCUUUCAGAAGCGGAUUGACACGGCCACGCAGAUGAAGUCUGUACUGGGAGCCAAUGAGAAGCCCAACUGCUUGGUGAUUGACGAGAUUGACGGCGCGCCUUCUGCGGCCAUCAAUGUGCUGCUGGCUACUCUGAACCGAAAGGAGAGCCGUGAGGCGGAUACAGAGGCGGCGGGAAUCGGCACAAUGAAAAAGAAGAAGAAGAAGACUGAGUCGGUGCUUUUGAGACCCAUCAUCUGUAUCUGCAAUGACCUGUACGUGCCCGCAUUGCGUCAGCUGCGCCAGCAGGCCUUCAUCUUGACCUUUCCUCAGACUCAGCCCUCACGCCUGGUCCAGAGGCUCACCGAGAUCUCCAGGCGUCAGGGGAUGAAGGUGGACUCAGGGGCCCUGAUGGCCCUGUGUGAGAAAACGGAGAACGACAUUCGCUCCUGCAUCAACACACUGCAGUUCCUCCAUGGCAAAGGCCAGAAGCAGCUAGACCAACGGAUGGUGCAGUCCAUGACUGUCGGGCUGAAGGACCAGAACAAGGGGCUGUUCUCUGUGUGGCAGGAGAUCUUCCAGCUGCCCAGAGUCAAGAGGAAACGGAUUGGUGAGGCCCUCUCUCUGGGGGCUGAGCAGGGCGGGCAGAGCAGCACGACAGCUCAGAGGCUGCAGCACGUCCUGCACCUGGCGUCCUCCAGCGGAGAGCACGAGAAACUCACGCAGGGGCUGUACGAUAACUUCCUCAGUAUGAAGCUGAAGGACCCGAGUCUGCGAGGAGUGUGCUCCGCCCUGGAUUGGCUGGGCUUCUCUGACGUCCUCAACGAAGCCAUGCUGCACAGCCAGAGCUUCUCCCUCAUGAGAUACCUGCCCUUCCUGCCCGCUGCCUUCCACCUCCUGUUCGCCGCAACCACCGUCCCCCGCAUCAACUACCCAAACAGUCACUAUGAGGCCCUGACGCGGACGCAGCACACCAGGAAUGCUCUGGUGGCCAUGCUGGCCGAGAUCCCGCCGUCCAUCCGCAGCCGUGUGGGAAUGAGCUGCCUCUCCCUGGACAUCCUCAGCAUGCUGCUGGAGGUCAUCUGUCCCAAGCUGCGGCCGGUGAACCCUCAGCUGUAUAGCGUGCGGGAGAAGCAGCAGCUAGUGGAGCUGGUUGACACCAUGCUCUCUUACAACCUCACCUACCGUCAAGACCGCUCCCCAGAGGGCCAGUACCUGUACCUGCUGGAACCGAACGUGGAGGAGGUGGUGCGCUUCCCGGGGCUGCCCCCCCGCCGGCAGCUCACCUACCAGGCCAAGCAGAUGAUCGCCAGGGAGAUUGAGCUGGAGAGGAUGAGGCGGGCAGAGGCCAUGCUGCAGGCGCGCAACCCACAGCGGGUGAGACAGGCGGAGAAGGAAAAGAAUGAUCCCCAGGGAGGAGGUCAGAAGCUGCCUACCAGGAACCACCAGCAGAGAUUGGAGAACAUUGUCAAGCAGACGGUGGUGGACACCAGGCCGGAGGUGGACUUCUUCGGACGUGCCAUCGAGCCGAAGGAGAAGCCGGUGCCCUCUGCUGCUGCAGGUGAUGCAGGGAAAGUUGGUAUGGAGCUUCAGAUCGGGAAGGCAGUAGGCAACAGCGACGUGUGGUUCCGCUUCAAUGAGGGGGUGUCCAAUGCAGUUCGCCGAAACGUCUACAUCAAGGAACUGCUCUGA